Cynocephalus volans (Philippine flying lemur) is the source of this 1529-nucleotide messenger RNA. Its product is annotated as syntenin-1-like. NCBI's taxonomy places the organism in Eukaryota, Metazoa, Chordata, Mammalia, Dermoptera, Cynocephalidae. The transcript is spliced from 5 exons. Gene Ontology annotation, cellular component: plasma membrane; cytoplasm. The record is from RefSeq and is a predicted model, not a curated record. Gene Ontology annotation, biological process: positive regulation of transforming growth factor beta receptor signaling pathway. The coding region runs from base 1 to 1182 and encodes 393 amino acids. Gene Ontology annotation, molecular function: syndecan binding.
AUGCCCAAAGUGGCUGUGGGAGCCACCCGCUCAGAUUGGGAUCUCAGAAAGCUCAUUGUGAGCGCAGAAGGGACCGACCUGGAGGAGAACAUGACGGUCGUGAUCCAGGUGGCCUUGGGCAAGUUGCUGGUCUCUGUGCCUCAGUUCCUGCACCACUGGCUCCUGGUGGCGUGUGGGAGUGUGAUGAUGGACAGCAUUGUGACUACAGUGUCUGGUCUCAGCACACAGCAGCUGUGGAUGGUGGAGCAGCCACACUCAGGGCUGCAGAGCGGGAGCUGCUGCACCCACGUGCAGGCAGGCUGGAGGGCUGUGACCCCGAAACAGCGCUGGGACAGGGCUCAAACUGCCGUUUCUGCAAACCCUGCCAACCCAGCGGUUUUGUCAGAAGCUUCUGCACCCGUCUCUCAAGAUGGAAAUCUCUAUCCUAAACUGUAUCCGGAGCUCUCCCAAUACAUGGGCCUGAGUUUAAAUGAAGAAGAAAUACGUGCAAAUAUGGCAGUGGUCCCUGGAGCACCAAUUCAGGGGCAGUUGGUAGCAAGACCUUCCAGUAUGAACUAUAUGGUGGCUCCUGUUACCGGUAAUGAUGUUGGAAUUCGUAGAGCAGAAAUUAAGCAAGGGAUUUGUGAAGUCAUUUUGUGUAAGGAUCAAGAUGGAAAAAUUGGGCUCAGGCUUAAAUCAAUAGAUAAUGGUAUAUUUGUUCAGCUAGUCCAGGCUAAUUCUCCAGCCUCGUUGGUUGGUCUGAGAUUUGGGGACCAAGUACUUCAGAUCAAUGGUGAAAACUGUGCUGGCUGGAGCUCUGAUAAAGCACACAAGGUGCUCAAACAGGCUUUUGGAGAGAAAAUUACUAUGAUCGUUUGUGACAGGCCCUUUGAACGGACAAUUACCAUGCAUAAGGAUAGUACUGGACAUGUUGGCUUUAUCUUUAAAAAUGGAAAAAUAACAUCCAUAGUGAAAGAUAGUUCUGCAGCCAGAAAUGGUCUUCUCACGGAACAUAACAUCUGUGAAAUCAACGGACAGAAUGUCAUUGGAUUAAAGGACUCUCAAAUUGCAGACAUACUGUCAACAUCUGGGACUGUAGUUACCAUAACAAUCAUGCCUGCUUUUAUCUUUGAACAUAUUAUUAAACGGAUGGCACCAAGCAUUAUGAAAAGCCUGAUGGAUCACACCAUUCCUGAGGUCUAAAAGUCACGGCAUGAUGGAACGAUAGCUGAACUCCUCCAGUUUCCUUCUUCGGCAACUUCUAUAUUAUGCACAUGAAGCUUUCCCAGAUCCAGGGAGCAUAUGCUGCAUGAGGACCUUCCUAUCUUACAUUGUGGCUGGGAAUCUUACUGUUUCAUCUGAUAUCUUGUUCACAUUUCAAGACAGUUGUAGCCUUAUCCUGGUUUUACAGAUGUGAAACUUUCAAAAGAUUUACUGACUUUCCUAGAAUAGUUUCUCUACUGGAAACCUGAUGCUUUUACAAGCCAUUGUGAUUAGGAUGACUGAUACAGGCUUAGCUUUAUGUGAAAACCAGUCACCUUUCUCCUAGG